UGUUCUGUCCUCCUCCUCCUCCAGCAGCAGCAGCAGCAUCCGUGGCUCCCCGAAGAGGACAGCGGGUGUUUGUAGGACACAGGGCCCGCGGAGGGAGGGGUCCUGGCCUGGGCACGGAUCCCGAAGAGGCCCCGGGGCCGCCGCUGGAUGGAGUCGGGCUGCAUUCACACAGCAAUGGCUAUGGGUCUGACAUCGAAAAAGCCGUCUGCUCGGAGCGUCGGUGUGGAGCGAAAAAACCUCAUCACGGUUUGCAGAUUCUCUGUAAAGACUCUCCUAGAAAAGUACACUGCAGAGCCUAUAGAUGACUCAUCUGAGGAGUUUAUUAACUUUGCCGCCAUUUUAGAGCACAUCCUCAGCCACCGCUUCAAAGGUAACACUGCAGGUUCAGGAAGCUGGUUCAGCUCAGAUGGACAGCGCAGUUUCUGGGAAUAUAUUCGGCUGGCGUGCAGCAAGGUGCAGAACAACUGCAUCGCCAGCAUCGAAAACAUAGAGAACAUCAGCACAUCACGAGCAAAGGGGCGUGCAUGGAUUCGAGUGGCGCUGAUGGAGAAACGUCUGUCUGAAUAUGUGUCCACUGCUCUGAGGGACACGAGAACAACCAGGAGGUUCUAUGAUGAUGGAGCCAUUAUGCUGAGAGAGGAGGCCCAAGUCCUGACUGGCAUGCUGAUUGGACUGAGUGCCAUUGACUUCAGUUUUUGCUUGAAGGGGGAGACUCUGGAUGGGAAAUCCUCAGCUGUGAUUGACUACACACCUUACCUGAAGUUCACUCAGAGCUACGACUACCUGAGUGAUGAGGAGGACCGUCGUAGUGUGGACAGCAGUAACAGCGAGGAAAGUGUCCCCGAGCAUCCCUACAUCCCCUUGGUGACUGACGAGGAGAGCUGGAGCAAUAAGUGUCGCAAAAUGGAGCAGAGGUUUAAGAUCGUCUAUGCCCAGAAGGGUUACCUGGAGGAGCUGGUGCGUCUGCGGGAGUCGCAGCUAAAGAACGUGGAAACGGAGAACAAGCGUCUGAGAGCCAAGGUGGAGGAGCUGACGGUCCAGACCCAGCAGGAGAAGAAGGAGCUGGAGGCCGUCGUGCUCGAGCUGCAAGCACAACUCUCUGCCCUCAUGCCCUGUGAUUCCUCCCAUCUGGCUAAAGAUCUCUCCAUCCCGCUAGUCAACCAGUGGUCCACUAUCACAAACAACCAGGGCGAUGUCAAGCUUUUCCGCAGAAGGAGUUUCCACAGUUUGGAGCAACUUUCUGCUGAAGUCAGUCUGAACUCCGACUCCCAGAGGACUGAUGGGAUACAGAAUGGAGAUGCUGCCUGGACUUCAGCAGGAAAAGACAACACUCCCUCCAUGCUGGGUCUGUGUGGCUCUCUGGCCUCUUUACCAAGCUCCAAGUCCCUGGCCAGCCUCAAGUCCAACGAGUGUUUGGUCAACAUCAGCACUGAACCCAGCCCUGCGCUCACUCCCAGCUAGGAGCUCCAGAACAACAACAACAACAACAACAACAAUGGAGAUUUAACCCCCAACCUGUCUGCCUGCCUGGUGAUGCUGCGUUGCCCAUAAACCCGACUAAAACCCUGCUCCCAUAAUCUACCAAGACCAUCAACAGCUCCAUGAGAACAGGAAAGUCUUCUCUGGAUUUUUGUACACAUGAGAGUGAAGUCACUUCUUUCCCUUCUCUUCGCCUUAUCCGCUCGACUCCUCUCUCUCACAACCACUUUGUACUAUCUGUGAAUCCCUUCAUCCAAGAUCAUGCGAUUCCUCUGCAAACUUUUGUCAGACCUAUUUUCUAAAGCAUCCGUUUAUUUCCUUAAAUUGUAUUGCCACCUUGCCCCUUAUUUGAACAUCAGUGUUCUUCCCUAUGGUGUCGCCUCUGUGUUUGUAGGCCUGUUUUUAUUAAGUUUCAUGUCAAAAUGUAACCAAACUUGCAGCUACUGGCAAAGAGAGAUGUGAUGAUCAGAUACAGAUUAUCCAUAUAAAGUAGAGGAUGGGUUGUACAGACUGUCCUCACACCACUGAGAAGUAAGUUUUAUGGGUGUGACUGAACGGUGCCUGAGGUCUGCCACCCCUGAACGUGCACAUCAUUCCUGCUUCAGCAAUCGACCACUGUUUAAAUCUGUGCAGCUAUUUAUUGAAUUUAU
Molecule: messenger RNA, 2129 nt
Organism: Sander lucioperca (pikeperch)
Lineage: Eukaryota; Metazoa; Chordata; Actinopteri; Perciformes; Percidae
Gene: rundc3aa
Product: RUN domain containing 3Aa
Exons: 11
Coding region: 148-1461 (437 amino acids)
Cellular component (GO): cytosol
Source: RefSeq, a predicted model, not a curated record